CGAGCGCGCAAAAGGCAGAGGCAAGGGAAAGAAGAAGGGUAUCAAAGAUGUGGUUGUUUGCGGUAUGUUUAGCUAAAUCCAAAAAGGUCUGCCAUAGUAAACAUGUUUGAUGUGUUCUAUUAUUGUUAUUGCUAUCGUGGCAUGGAGGCAGUGCUGCAUGUAUUGGAUCACGAGAUGAGUGAUCAUGCUUGCAUAACGCUUAUGGCGGAUUGGUAUAUUUGCGCUAGUCUCCUAAAGCAAGAGAACCCAUUCUAUGUAGUAGGAGCUAAUUUAAGAUGCGGCAUAUAGAUGACUUCGAUGUAUCGAUCUUCCUAACCGAGUUAUCCGCACGGCAUUCGCUCCUUACCAAGCAGAAGAGCUUCAAGGAGAAACCUGGCCUCGAGAGUAACUCAAAGAAGCUGACCGGCUGGCUGACGGCAGGCACGCGGGAGGAUCCUUCGACGGUUCCCGCGGAGGCUGGCGCGCCUAUUGUGAUCAGAGAGGACGACGAUGCCGGGAUAGUAAUCAGGGCAGAAGACGACGAGGUUUCCUUGAACAAUAUUCCCGAAAUUCCCGAAGCUAGCGAGGAGGACCAGGCUGGCGAACGCUCGAUCGGUGAUGGGGACGUCGUAGGGCGGAGUAAGCGCAGGCGGCAGCAGAGUGAUAUGACCGUGGUUGAGUCGAGUGACUCAGACGAAGGGUUUCAAGAGGACGAACGUCCGCCAAUAAAACGCGCGAAGAAGGGCAAGGAGAAGAAUCGGGACACGGACGCUGACGAUGCAAACGAGACUGGGGAGACGGACGACAAGAAGAAGUUAGGGCUGAAGACCUCCUACGACGGUUUCAGCAUCUACGGCCGCAUCCUGUGCCUGGUGGUUAAGCGCAAGGGCGGCACCCAGGCAAAGAGCGGGAGCGGUGGCAUACCUGGCUCAAGUCAGCAGAUGAUGGAGAACUGGGUGUCGACGCAGGCUGCAGCCGAGCAGGGCGACGACGGGGAUGAAGACGGAUGAGGUAGUGUGGUGUCCGUGUUGACAGCAUCGCUUGCAUACGAUAUCGCCAGCCGGUCCCUGGAUGAUGCAGAAAAUAGCUUUCCCCAGCAAGGGGUCAUCCGACGCCCUUCCUGGCGGACUGGGCGGGCGCCUUGCUGCCCGUGCUCUGGAAGCCCACGUGGCCGCACAGUCCGAUGCCAAGGAUCGGCGAGAUCCUGGAGGAGCGCCGGCAUAACGGAGAGAUGGAGGGGGAGUGCACAGGCAAAUCUGUGGAGGGUGGUCAUGCUGGCACGAUAUGAAAUUACUGUGUGAAUGACACGACAGACGCCGAAGUUGCGGUGAAUGAGCCGCCAACGAGAAUGAAUUGAAGCAGAGGGGUGAUCCACGGUGCCACAGAGCCCACCUCACGCCAGAAUGGUAUCCGUCUCCCCAAUAGAGCAUAUGCGGCCGCAUGUCCGCACCAGAGCAGCGGUGUGGCU
Molecule: messenger RNA, 1447 nt
Organism: Mytilinidion resinicola
Lineage: Eukaryota; Fungi; Ascomycota; Dothideomycetes; Mytilinidiales; Mytilinidiaceae
Exons: 1
Coding region: 276-989 (237 amino acids)
Source: RefSeq, a predicted model, not a curated record